Malaya genurostris is the source of this 5858-nucleotide messenger RNA. RefSeq names its product probable tRNA N6-adenosine threonylcarbamoyltransferase, mitochondrial (gene Tcs4). The record is from RefSeq and is a predicted model, not a curated record. The transcript has a single exon. Gene Ontology annotation, biological process: tRNA threonylcarbamoyladenosine modification. Lineage: Eukaryota; Metazoa; Arthropoda; Insecta; Diptera; Culicidae. Gene Ontology annotation, cellular component: mitochondrion. The coding region runs from base 665 to 1858 and encodes 397 amino acids.
AUAGAGAAAAACAUCGACCUUUUUUGAUUUGUUUACUUUUAUGCUUCCUGCGUGAAUUAUGAAGUUUCAUGAAAUUGGCUGCUUUCCGCGACUAAGACAAAUCUGCGAGUAAUUUUAUUGUCUCAUUUACUAUUUCCAGUAGUAAAAGGUUCGGAAAUCAUCUAAAAGAAAAUAAAUAGUUUCGCCCCUCCUUACUAGCACUGGAACACGGAGGACGAGACUUACGUAAACAAAUGGAAUGACAGUGUCGUCCUUUACAGUUCUUUGUAUUACUAAGAUUGAGAUUUUUGUAGAAUCCGCUUUCUUACGCAAAAUUAUAGGAUUUUGAAGCAUUUAGGUAUUGGUAGGAAAGAGAGAGACUCGAUUGGUUUACUUUUGUAAGAUUCGCCCUUCCUUGAAAACCAGCUGAUCUCAGGUAAGUGAAACAGUAAACUUGCAUCUUAUGAUGUCUUUGAUCUUACUGAAUUUGCACAUGAAAUCUUAAAACAAAUAACUUUUUUAGAUUGAAAUGAAAAAGCAAAUUAAAUUAAAAUGCUAUUAACAUAUAAAUCUAUCGGAUCUAUUUUUGAUUAGUGUAUAUAGGUAAAUAACAGAAAUAAACGUCAAACAUCCCGUUCAAAGUUUACUUGCUACCGGCGAAUUAAAACAAAAUUGUGGUGUCGUGAUGAUAAAAUCAGUAUUCCAAAUACACAGGAAGUGUGUUCGAAGAUGGUGCCACAAUACGGCACGCCGUCCCUAUAUUCUUGGUAUAGAAUCUAGUUGCGAUGAUUGCGGUGCUGCGAUUGUUAGUAGUGACGGCAAAAUCCUGGGCGAAUGUGUGAUGUCGCAACAAAAUUGCCAUUUAAGAUUUGGUGGAAUUAUUCCUCCUGUUGCGCAAGAUUCUCACCGAAAUCACAUCGAAAAUGUUGUCAAACAAACAUUCACUCAAGCUGAACGAACAUGCGAGGGAAUUGAUGCAAUUGCUGUUACAAAUAGACCAGGCUUACCCUUGAGUUUGUUAGUUGGAGUUCGCUAUGCUAAGUAUCUAGCAAGAAAGUUUGACAAACCCAUUAUUCCUGUUCAUCACAUGGAAGCACACGCAUUGAUGGCAAGAAUGACCAACUCCGUUCCGUUUCCAUACCUUUGCAUACUACUAAGUGGCGGGCAUGCUAUUAUCACAUUAGUCAAGAGUACAAAUGACUUUUACAUCUUAGGAGAAACAGUCGAUGAUGCCCCAGGAGAGAUGUUCGAUAAAAUAGCAAGGCGCUUGAAACUUCGUAAUAUACCCCAAUAUGCCUGGUUGUCCGGAGGUCAAGCGAUCGAGCAAGCAUCAUCCAAAUGUCACAACCCUGCAAGUUAUGACUUUCCAGCACCGCUUUCGCAAUACAGGGAUUGUCAGUUCAGUUUUGCAGGAUUGAAAAACUCUGCAACACGACAAAUUAUAUUGCAAGAAAGGGUCCUAGAUUUACCACCGGAUGUUGUCAUUCCAGAUUACGAAGAUUUUUGUGCUGGUUUAAUGAAUGCUACAGUCCGACAUAUUGCUCAUCGAACCAAGCGAGCUAUACGGUUUUGUGAAGGCGAAGCCUUUUGGCCUACCGGUACCAAACGGUGUCUUGUGAUUUCUGGAGGUGUUGCGAGCAAUAAUGUUAUCUUCAACGCGAUAUCCAACUUGGCUGCAGCAUAUAAUUUCGAAACAAUUCGACCCAAGCCAGCGCAUUGUACAGAUAAUGGAAUAAUGAUAGCAUGGAAUGGAAUAGAAAAAUACAUUACUGGUCAAAAUAUUACAAAAGUCUAUAAUGACAUUGAUAUUUUUGGUAGAGCUAAUUUUGGCACAAAUCUUAUUCAGAAAGUCAAAGAUGCUAACAUAGCCUCCCAGUGAAACCAAACAAAUUGUUAGGUAAUUUAUAGAACGUAACAUAGUUAAAGGUUAAAGUCUAUUUGUUUUUAUCAAAUAAAAGUUUAUUUUUUUUUUCAAAAUAAUACCCACAAGUUUUUUUCAGAAUUGCCCUAUUUGCUUAAAUCCAACCAAACCAUUAUUAGUGAAGUUCAUUUUAAUUAGAAACAUCAUAUUGCCUUUUCACACACAGCAGAUGAAUACUUGUAUACUCUCCGACCCAAUCAGUGCUUUAGCAGUUUAUUUUGAACUAUCAACAUUACCAUACGGUUUAAACACAACCGGCUAAGACCGGAUGGAUACUAUUCAUCCAUCAAUCGAUCGAUUUUUCCGUUAUAUGGUAUGGCGUACGUUUGUGAUUUCAGUCUUUAACUCUAAAAUCUCAAAAUAUUACGCCAAGUAUAGAAAGCCGAGAACUCAUGCAACUGGCAUAUCUCGUUCAACAACUGGCGAAAGAUGAUGAUCUUGUCGGAAUUUUCAAAUUAAAAAAACAGACGAAUUAGAAGAAUUUAUCAAAUUGAGAAGAAAUGAAGAGCUCAUGUCUAUGUUUAAGCGAGAUAAUGCGUUGAAUAUCUCAAAGAACAAGUUGUGGUUAUAAAUAGAGAAAAAAUCUGUUUUAAUCCACCUAGUGGUGUGAUGACGCCUUUCUCAUGUGACUUGUAUUCUCAGAAAUAUUACUAUGAUACACUGAGGUCUUUUUUUACGCGGGGAUACGCACCGCGUAAAACAAAUCAUAAAAACCAUAACUUCGGAAAUAUGCGUAAAAACCGCAAAACUAAUUAAUUUUUUGAUUCCAAAUAUCUUAGAAAUGCAUGAAACGUCCAGAUCUGGGGUAAUCUAAAAAAACUGCUCAUUGAAUAUAAAUAGGGAAGUUUGUUCUCAACUAGCAUAGUCUUAAAAUAGAAAUAGUUUUGAGCCAACAUUAGAACAUUUUUCAAUACUUUGCAGCAUCGGACUAAAUGACGGUUUGAAAUUUUAAACAUAUUUCUCGCUGUAUUCGGAACGGAUUACUUUUUUUGCUUUUGUUGGUGAAAAUCGGUAGAACCAUCGCGGAAAUAAGUGAGUGUGUGCUCCGUCAGUGCAGAGCAGUUCAAAUUGGCCUGCUUAGUGCAAAAACUUAGACAGCUCAAUUUGAACCGUGUCCUGUUUUUGAGCUUAUGGCUACAAUUUCCGGUACUUCCGGAACCGGUACAUCCGACCCAAACAACCAGAAGUUCCACAAUUCCUUAAAAAAUCCACUCUCUUGCUGUUUAACAGUACAUGUGGAAUUUUUGAGAACUUGAAAGUACAGAUCAAGUUCCGCGUGAACUUUUUCGCUGCAUAGAAGCUGAACAAUGUAUUUUAUAAGCAGUUUAGAAGUUCGUUCGGUUGCGUCGCGCGAACUUUCAAGUGUGGAUAAUUACUUAAAAAAUGGGCUGCUUAGAAUGCUAUUGAUGAACUUUGAGAGCUGUUUAAGCCAAAUCAGUCCCUUUUAGCCGAACUUUUGGUUAGUUGGGGAAUUCGGUUCAUAUGGUCAGUAACUAAUAUGAUCUACAAAUUGGAGGUUUUGGGCACAAGUUAGAUGAAUGUUUCCUUUUUUGCAUCGUCGCACUGUUCGACGGCUUGAAAAUUCCAUUACCGGAAUCCAGAUCCAGAUUAAAUUCAGAAAUUCUGAAAAUGACCGUAAUGCCUUUCAUUUGAUUCUAAGUUUGAAAAAAAAUCAGUUGAGGCCGUUGGAGAAAAGUGCGCUAGUUCCAUUUUGGAGUUUUUUACCACUAUUUCCGGUACUUCCGAAACGGAUUCCAGUGACCGGUAUAACAGAAGUUGAUUUAUAUGGUCAGAAACUUACAUGACCUACGAACCUACAUCGUCACCCUGGGACGCAUAGCCAUACGCUACAACUCCAGGCACUCAAGCAACAGUUUCGGACAAAUCUUCCAUUCCGGUGUUAUAACUAAUUGUAUGAGAAAAUAUCAACACAAUGAAACGCAUUGUGUGAGAAACCGUCGUGGGCCGAAUGUGACAACUUCUAGUAACUUUACUAUUGCCGGUUCGGACAGUAAAUGGCAAACGACCUUUGCUUUUACUUUCUGACAUAUCAGAGACUCGGAUGACUCGUAUCGCUAAGAUGCCUAAGUUCGACUCCUCCGGUAGAAGGUAAAAGCACAGACUAACAGACAGGACACUCAAAUUAGAUUCUUCAAUCAUUUUAACGGUCAUUUCGAAUAUUCCUUUAUUUGGGACAGUGCGCACAUGUGUCAUGAUGGCGCCACGUUACCCUAUCAAAAACAUCCUGUCUGUCAUCUAGACUGUGUUUUUUUUUCAUUUACCAACAGAGUGGCCAUUCAUACAGAAUUACCUGUAAUGUAUUGAUUUGUAUACGUCCAUGCGAAUUUCAUGCAGGAUACAGAUUUAAUACAUAUUGCCAAAACUAUUUACAUAAUUGUGCCUACUUCUCAUCCUCCAACGCAAGACAAAAUCGAACCCGUUUUGGUACAUUAUUUACUUGCUUCUGGUCUGCCGCCACUUAAUUUCGGGUGAAAACUACCAACACAAUAAAAAAUAGUCUAGAUGAACAACGUUGAGUCAAAUAAAUGGUUACCUUCCAACAUCGCGAAAAAGUUAAAUAUAUUAUCAACGUAAUCCAAUAAUUUAUUGUGACGAUUCAUUUUCAAAUAUUUUGAUGAAAUUAGGCAUCCCUGCAAGCAGCUGAUCGGUGUUGACAAACGAGGGGAAACCAACUAGUAAAAAAACUUUUACAUAACACAAGGGGUGUACAGAUAGUAAAUAGUUCGCGCAGUACAAUAUAGGUGGAGCUAGUGCAUCACGAAAAAUUAUUUUUUAUAAAAAUUUACUCAUACUGUCAUGUCUGUUAGUCUGUGGUAAAAGUUUAGAUACGAGAAGCCUUCUGUUUACUCAAAUGACCCUUGUCACGUCUCACUUUUCCGCACUUUAUUCUUCACAUCCUUGCUCUUCCUUGAGUGCUAUGGCUCUAUGAUUUCAUAUUCUUUCUCCUCUUAUAAUCUAGUUAGUUUGAUAUCGUUAAAAAACCGAAAAAAAACUACAUCGUCAAUUUCAAACACUCAUAACCCUUCAAUUCCGGAAUUCACUUCCAAGUGAUCUUCAGCAAUUUCAUAAAUGACCGUGAGUAGGGAUGUCGAGAUUUUCGAAUUACUCGAUUAUUAAAUAAUCGAGUAUAAUUUUAAAACUAAUCGAUUGAAAUUUAUUCGAUUAUCUGGUUUAUUAAUCGAUUACUCGAUUAUUUAUUCGAUUAUUACUGUGAGAUUUUUUUUAAAUAUUCGAUUAGUUCAAUAAUCGAAUACUAGCAAAGCCUUGGUAUUACAUUCCUGUAGUGGAAUUUGACCUUCUGUUUCAACAGCCGAUUCAGAGUGUACAGAACCAGUGCAUGGCUAGUGCUACGAUUCUACUGACACUACGAAUCCUUCCAGGUUGGAGCACGAACAUACGACAACUGGUUUGUAAAACCAGCGCUCUAUGCAUUGAACCGCCAACCCGAAUACUAGCUUAAAGCUAAUCGAUUAAAUAUUACUCGAUUAUCUGGAUUAUUAAUCGAUUACUCGAUUAAUCGAUCGAUAUUACGACAUUCCUAACCGUGAGCCCUUUCAUUUCAUUCAAGGUUAAAAAAAUCGAAUGAGCGUCGCGAUGAAAUGUGAGGUCUGGAACUCCAUUUUGGUGUUUUCGAUCACUAUUUUCAGUACUUCCGAAUCCGAAUUCCGGGAAUAUGUAUAUCUGAUGUGAGUUUGUGUGGUCUUCAACUUACAAGACCUGUAAACUAAAGGAAUUAAAUUACUAUUUUUGAAAAACGAGAUCAUCAUUACAUCCGGGCCUCGGUUCAAAAGUCGGUUUUCACAGAGAUUGCAUAACAUUUGAAUGUGAGAAAGACAAAAGGAAAGGUUCUAAAAAUCGAGGAUAGCUCGAAUACAUCGCAAUGAAAAAAAAUAUUUUUAACUUGUAGGAUACAGAAGUAAAAAUAAUCAAAUUAGGG